Molecule: messenger RNA, 844 nt
Organism: Dendrobium catenatum
Lineage: Eukaryota; Viridiplantae; Streptophyta; Magnoliopsida; Asparagales; Orchidaceae
Product: 50S ribosomal protein L7/L12
Exons: 1
Coding region: 56-574 (172 amino acids)
Biological process (GO): translation
Cellular component (GO): ribosome
Molecular function (GO): structural constituent of ribosome
Source: RefSeq, a predicted model, not a curated record
UUUUUUUGGUGGAUUUGCUCUCCCUUUGCUGCAACAAGUUUGUGCGACCCAGACCAUGGCUGCUAAAAUGAGCCGUCGUUAUUCGACGACAGCUUCUCUGCGGCGCCUAUUCCCUUCCGCAUCUUACCGUCAAAUCCCCUUCUCCUCCUCCGCCGAAUCCCGCACCCAGAAGCUGGAGGGCAUCGCCGACGAGCUCCUCAACCUCAACAAAAUUGAGCGGCACGACUACAGCAUCCUCUACCGUCUCAAGCUCGGCCUCGACCGAUGGGGUUCCGGCGCUGGAAUCGUUGCCCCAGGUCUAUCGGCGGCAGGUGCAGCUGCCGAUGGAAGCGCGGCCGCAGUGGCUGAGGCGAAGGAGAAGACAGCGUUCGAUGUGAAGCUUGAGAAGUUUGAUGCGGCGGCCAAAAUCAAGGUGAUCAAGGAGGUGAGGACGUUCACGGAUCUAGGGUUGAAGGAAGCGAAGGAGAUAGUGGAGAAGGCACCGGUGGUUCUCAAGAAGGGGGUCACGAAGGAGGAGGCCGAGCAGAUUGUCGCCAAGCUUAAGGAGGCUGGCGCCACCGCGAUUUUGGAGUGAAUGCUGGAGAAGAAGGUUAAAUCUUCUUGUAUUGUUCUUUUUUUUCGGUUCUUUUUGUCUUGGUGUUUGGUUGCAGUAAUUUAUUGAGACGGUGGAAAUUUUUAAAAUUUAUGGAAUCUUCAAUUCUGAAAUUGAGGAUAGUGAAACGUAGUGUAGCUAUAUGAAAUGAGAAUCAAUGUGGCAUUUGAGAAGAAAGCAUUGGGAUUUUGUACAAUAAUGGUUAGCUGGGGCCUGAACGUUAUGCAGAUUUACCAAGUUUUUUGAGCAACA